AUGAAUCAAACAGGUGGGCCUCAAUGGGCGAAUCCGGAGGUAACUAGACCCGAUGCGGUGGUGCAAGAAGAAGAGUUCUUUGCACCUCUCUCGACUUUGGAUGAACCAGUAAUGGAAACAAUUAUGAGGGACGUACAUGCCGUGGCCUCGAAGCUGAAAGUUGUUAUGCUGCCAAUGGAGCGCAAUAUCCCCUAUGGAGGAUACGCUGGAGUUUCCCAGUCUGAGAAUGUUGAGAUUACAGAUCGGGACAAGGAGAUCAUCCAACGAUUGAAGGACUGGGAUUUAUGGGGACCUUUGGUUGUGUGUUUGGGUCUAGCUGUCUUGCUAUCAUUUAAGGCGCCUGCAGGUCAAGCCAGCCUUGUCUUUGCAGCGGUUUUUUGCGCUGUCUGGAUAGGUUCUGCAGUUGUGACAGUGAAUGCGCAGCUGCUGGGAGGGACGAUCUCGUUCUUCCAGUCCGUUUGUGUUUUGGGAUACUGUGUGUUUCCAAUGACAUUGGCUGCUGUUGUCGUCGACCUUUUCAAGAUGAUACCCCUCGGUGCUUUUUCAACGUUGGUAGAACUGGCUGUUCUUGUAGUUGCUUUUCUGUGGUCUACAAGGGCUUCAUCGGUUUUUAUCGGUCAAUACAUUGCAGCUCCGAGAAGGGUCCUUGCUGUUUUCCCUGUGCUUUUCUUCUACACUUUCUUGGCAUGGAUGAUUCUAUUAUUCUAA
Molecule: messenger RNA, 708 nt
Organism: Cylindrotheca closterium
Lineage: Eukaryota; Bacillariophyta; Bacillariophyceae; Bacillariales; Bacillariaceae
Source: the annotation of a GenBank genome assembly